AUGGCCUUAUCACCAUUUAUUGACCAACAUGGCAUACUCCGCGUGGGAGGUAGACUUGACAAAAACAGACAAGGAGAUGACAAUCUUCACCCUGUGAUCAUGCCCAAGAACCAUUAUGUCACCAGGCUGCUCGUGCGCAAAUUCCACCACCAAGUGCUACAUCAGGGACGACUGUUGACGGAAGGUGCACUUCGUUCUGGAGGAUUCUGGGUAGUAGGUGCCAAAAAUCUCAUAAGAUCAGAGAUCAAAUCCUGUGUCACAUGUCGCAAGUUGAGAGGAAGUUUUGGUUGGCAGAAGAUGGCAGAUCUACCUGAGGACAGGAUACAGCCUGCUCCACCUUUUUCUUAUGUAGGUGUAGACACCUUCGGUCCCUGGACAACCACGCAACGACGGACCAGAGGGGGAACUGUGAAUCAGAAGAGAUGGGCUUUGAUGUUUACAUGCCUCGUUUCACGAGCAGUUCAUUUGGAAGCCAUUGAAGAAUUGUCCACAGCUUCAUUUAUUAAUGCAUUACGCAGGUUCGUGGCCUUAAGAGGCCCUGUUAUACAGUUUCGAUCAGAUCGCGGGACAAACUUCAUUGGGGCAGUGCAUGAACUAAAAAUUCCCUCUGACCUGGUGGAAAACCCAGUAUCAAAAAAGUAUCUUAAGGAGAACAAGAUCAUGUGGGUGUUCAAUCCUCCCCAUGCCUCCCACUUUGGCGGGGCAUGGCAAAGAAUGAUAGGUGCUUCAAGGAAGAUACUGGACAGCUUACUCUUGAACCAUAAGGGACCUUUAACGCAUGAAGUUUUGACCACAUUCUUGAUGGAAGUUAGUGCUAUUCUGAAUGCUAGACCACUUGUCGCAGUAUCAACUGACCCAGAUGCACCACAGGUACUUUCACCAGAUAUGUUAAUUCAUCAGAAAACCAUACAUACCUCACAGUUGGAUAUUCCAGUGUUCGGGACUAAAGACGCCCUCAAGAGUUCCUGGAAGCAGGUGCAGUACUUGGCAGAUCAGUUCUGGCAGAGAUGGCGCAUAGAAUACAUGCAAAGCUUACAGAUUCGUCAGAAAUGGUUGACAGAAGGUAGACAGUUUCAGAAAGGAGAUGUGGUUCUCAUGCGUGACGCUUCUUUAGCCAGAAAUCAGUGGCCCCUUGCUAUAGUAACAGAGACCUUUGAGAGUAAUGACGGACGCGUACGCAAGGUGAAGAUAUUUUGUGGCCGUAACAGAACAUUUUAUGUGAGACCUGUUACUCAGUUGUGUUGUCUCAUUGAAGUAGCUAAGUAG
This is a messenger RNA of Saccostrea echinata, 1266 nucleotides long. RefSeq lists its product as uncharacterized. Gene Ontology annotation, biological process: DNA integration. Gene Ontology annotation, molecular function: nucleic acid binding. The transcript has a single exon. Lineage: Eukaryota; Metazoa; Mollusca; Bivalvia; Ostreida; Ostreidae. The coding region runs from base 1 to 1266 and encodes 421 amino acids. The record is from RefSeq and is a predicted model, not a curated record.